Molecule: messenger RNA, 999 nt
Organism: Diversispora eburnea
Lineage: Eukaryota; Fungi; Glomeromycota; Glomeromycetes; Diversisporales; Diversisporaceae
Source: the annotation of a GenBank genome assembly
AUGCUCUGCACUUAUUAUGAAGAAGGUCCAGAUUCUAAUGCAUUCAAAUUAGCUAAAGAAAGAAUCAUUGAUUAUUUAUGGAUGACUUCUGAAGGAAUGUUGUCAAGUGGUACUAAUGGUACUCAAUUAUGGGACACUGCCCUUAUGUCUCUUGCUUUAGUAGAUACAGGAUUAGCAGAAGAUCCAACAUUUCAUGAAUCAUCAAUACAAGCAUUAAAGUUUAUAGAUUAUUCUCAAUUUAGAAAAGAUCCUGAAGAUUAUUCAAGGUGCUAUAGAGAACCGACUAAAGGAGCAUGGGGAUUCAGUACGCGUGAUCAAGGAUAUUUUGUAACAGAUUGUACCUCUAUAGGAUUAAGGUCGACUCUUAAUUUUCAAAAUAAAUUGAGUUACACACCAAAACUAAUAUCUGAAGAACGUAUGCGUCAAGCUAUAGAUCUUUUAUUAGCUGUUCAAAAUAGUAAUGGAGGUUUUGCGAGUUAUGAAAAAAUUCGUGGACCAUCAUUUUUAGAAUGGAUAAAUCCAGCUGAAAUAUUUGGAAAUAUCAUGAUUGAAUAUAAUUACCCUGAAUGUACAUCCAGCGUGAUAACAGCAUUAAGUUUAUUCUCAAAGUAUUAUCCAGAUUAUCGUGCAGAAGAAAUCAAAGAAACCUGUGAAAAUGCUAUAAAAUAUAUUCACAAUUCACAGCGUAAUGAUGGAAGUUGGUAUGGAUCAUGGGCUAUUUGCUUCACUUAUGCUGCAAUGUUUACAAUGGAAUGUUUGGAAGCUUUCGGAGAGACUUAUGAAAAUAGUGAAAGCGUCAGAAAAGGAUGUAAAUUCUUAAUUUCUAAACAAAGAAAAGAUGGUGGAUGGGGUGAAUCAUUUAAAUCAUGUGAAUUAUCAGAAUAUAUUCAACAUAAAGAAUCGCAAGUCGUAAAUACUUCAUGGGCAAUACUUGCUUUACUGUAUGCUAAAUAUCCAAACGAGAAAGAUAUCCGUCGUGGUAUUCAGUCCAAUAUUUAG